CCGAAGAACGACAGUAGCAGCCAUCCGCCCCUGCCACUAUCUCCUCCCGCCGCCACGCGCCGCCGCCCCCAUCGCCUGCUCGUCGAGUCCCAAGGGGAGGCGCCGCUUGCCGUCGUCCAGGCCCCGGCGCUCCCCAGCCACAGCAGGCCUCCGCUUCGCGGUAGCGGGCCACGGAUUGAGGCGUGUCCACUCCCAAUCCGGCGCGGACCCGACAGGCCGAGGUGGAUUGAUUGUCCACGGAGCUGCCCAGCGACCCCGCGCCGCUCACCUUGGCUGAUGAAAUUAGAAACAUUGGAUAGUGGGCUUUCGAAUGUCGGGAAAACAAAUGCGUCUUCAACUGAUCAGGAUCCUUAAUCAUGUUAGUGGUCAUUUAGAAAGUUUCAUUUUUAUAGGUUUGCAGUUGCACUCUGAUGUAAGAGAGAGGCUGCCUGAAACCUUGGACCAUCUUAGCUAGCAUUAUAGGUGAUUUUGCUUAAAGGGCAGAAGUAGCAGUUGUGCCAAAUUCUACAUUCGUAUAUGGUAUUAAGAGGAGGUAUUAGUGGUGGGCUGAUUCUCUGGGAGAAUGGAACGUAAUGACCUUCGGAUGACAAUCCACUCCCAUGGCGGCGACAUCAACCACAGCCACGGUCACGCCGCUGUUAAUCCACCUACUGCGCGGCGCCACCGACCACGCGUCUGUAGCCGCCACCCACGCAAAGCUGCUCAAGGUCGGCACCGCCUCCGCUGUCUCAUCUUGCAACCACAUCAUCGCUGCUUACUGCCGAUGCGGCGUCACUGCCCGCGCUCACGACCUGUUCGAUGGAAUGCCCGAGCGGGACGUCAUCUCCUGGACAGCCCUCAUGUCCGGGUACUCUAGCACCGGCCGACCUCGCCUUGCUGUUUCCCUCCUCCGUGACAUGUCUCACAGCGGUGUGCCACCGAAUGCCUUCACCUUCUCAACUGCCGUUAGCGCGUGCGCACGCCUUGCUGAUGCUGGACUUGGGCGGAAAGUGCAUGCCCGUGCUGAGGUCGAGGGCUAUGCGUCUGAUGCUGUUGUUGCCACCGCGCUCAUUGACAUGUAUGGCAAGGCCGGAGAUGUGGAGACUGCACGUGCAGUGUUUAUUGGUAUGGCUGCUCCGGCGAGGAAUGCAGUUUCAUGGGGCUCGAUGCUGUCUGUAUACGCGCAGAAUGCGCUUGGGCGUGAGGCCAUCCAACUUUUUGCCGAGUUCAGAACGAAAAGCAAUUUCAUGGCGCCCAACCACUUCAUGCUGUCAAGUGUUGUGAAUGCGUGUGCAGGUGUUGGGCGGCUUGGAGUUGGCAAGUCUGUGCAUGGGACAGUCCUUCGGUUUGGGCAUGGAUGCAAUGGCGUGAUUGUUGUAGGCUUGGUUGACAUGUACUCCAAGUGUGGAUUCUACGAGUACUCAAGAAAGGUAUUUGACAGGAUUGAGCAUCCAUCGGUCAUCUGCUAUACCUCCAUCAUCGUGGCAGCAGCAAAGUACGGUCUUGGGAGGUGCGCACUCACUUUUUUCAAUGAGAUGAUCGAUCGAGAUGUGCUACCGAACAGUGUUACACUGCUUGGCGUCAUGCAUGCUUGCAGCCAUUCAGGUCUUGUUGACACUGGCCUCCAUCUCCUCCACUCCAUGCAGAGCAAAUAUGACAUCCAUCCAUGCGCCAGCCACUACACAUGUGCGGUUGACAUGCUCGGCCGAGCAGGACGGCUUGAGGAGGCAUUUGAGCUGGCCAACGAAGCGCAGGUUGAAGGCCGCGAUGCCCUCAUGCUGUGGAGCUCAUUGCUGUCAGCUUGCCGGACACAUAGGCGCUUAGAUCUAGCCACCAGGGCUGCCCACAGAGUGUCAGAGUUCAACCAAGAUGUAGCAGGUGCACUGGUAGUGAUGUCAAAUGCAUACACUUCAGCCGGCCAGACUGACAAUGCUGCUGCUGUAUGGUCGAACAUGAGACGACGAGGCAUACAGAAAGACCCUGGGUGCAGCUGGAUUGAGAUAAAAGACAUACCGUACGUGUUCUACGCCGGAUUGGUAUCACCCGCCGGUGCAAGGGCAGGUGAAGUGAUGAUGUUGCUUGAUGAGUUAGAGGGUAAGAUGCGGGAGAAGGGUUACAAGGGUGGACUAGGUAGUACCAGAGUCUUUGAUGCUCAUGAAGAGGAUGGAGAGGAUGGGAAAGGCGAGAUGGUUGGAGUGCACAGCGAGUUAUUGGCUUUGGGGUUUGGUUUGCUGGUUACCCCCAAGGGGAUGACCAUCAGGGUGAUGAAGAACCUGAGGAUGUGCUGCGACUGCCAUGACGCGUUCAAGCUCAUAAGUGACAUUAUGGAGCGUGAGUUUGUUGUGAGGGAUCUGAAUAGAUUCCAUCACUUCAAGAUGGGGUCAUGUUCUUGCAAUGACUACUGGUGAUUCAAGGCUGAAAGCAAAGUGAUUGUCAACUUUGUGAAUUGUGAUACAGAGGGAAAACAACAAAUCUUUGAGUAUUCCACAAGAAAGUCAAAGGACAAUGUCAAAAUGUUCGAGUGCACAACGAAUCUUGACAUUCUUCCAAAGGGAGUCAGCGGCAAGAUUUUGUUGACCAUAGUCUCCAUGGGCAUAGACUUAUCACAUUUGCACAAUAUGAGCCCGACUUAUUCCAACAAAUCAUUUGAAUUCUUUUUAGAAGAUAUGCAACUCAUCUUACAAAACCCAAAAGGUUAAAGUGGUGAGGAACUGGGAUUGUCUCUGGCUUUUGGCACUUCAUAA
Triticum aestivum (bread wheat) is the source of this 2723-nucleotide messenger RNA. RefSeq names its product pentatricopeptide repeat-containing protein At4g15720-like. The coding region runs from base 600 to 2387 and encodes 595 amino acids. The transcript is spliced from 3 exons. Gene Ontology annotation, molecular function: RNA binding; zinc ion binding; protein binding. Gene Ontology annotation, biological process: RNA modification. Lineage: Eukaryota; Viridiplantae; Streptophyta; Magnoliopsida; Poales; Poaceae. The record is from RefSeq and is a predicted model, not a curated record.